GUCUGCAAAACCCAGCGGCGGUUACGCUUGUUAAAAAUGGAAGAAAGUGAAAACUCAGCUUCCUCUGUUCUUUCUUCGUUCUCUUUGAUGAUCUCUCUAUUAAUCUCUGCACAAAUCGAAACCCUAAAACUCCUCUCUCUCUCUCUCUGAGGACUGUAAUCGCUUGUCCUCUUUCUCCACUAACAGAACCAUGGAUGACGCAGAGGUUGCAGGAGCGACGCCAUCGCCUCUCCGUCGAAGAAACUCCAUAGCAACAUCGGUCGUCAUACCCACUAGGUUUACAGUCGCGACACCGAAGCCUAUCCACUCCUCCAGCCUUCGAAACGGCGCCGUAUCCUUAUUCCCACCGCCGCCACCGCUUGAUUUCGAGCUUAUUUCGCUUAAAUCGUCACAGGCCUACACCUCCCUCAAAGACCUUCUACCCUUCGCCGCCGUCAACUCUCCGACUUCCGCCUCUGCUUCGGCCUCCGAGAUCUCUAUCCGCAACCGCCUCGUCAAACAGGCUGCCUGGGCCUACCUUCAGCCCACUAUCUCCCCCUUGCCGGACUCCUCCAGCUCACGCUUCCUUCUCCGCCACCUUUGGCUCCGCUUCUCCUCAUGCUUCUCCGCCAUCGCCCGAUUCUUUGAUCGAGUACUCCGGUUCUUUACAAUCCCAAUGAUGCGCAGAUAACGAUCACUACUACAGUUGAGUAUUAUCUUUUUUUUCUUAUUUCUUCUUAUCAUUAUUAUGAUCCGAAAAGAAAAAAACGAUCCUUUACGGAGUCAGAGACAGUAAAAGAACUGAAAAGAAUGAAUUCAAUUUGAAAUUCAGUUUAAGUACAACGAUGAAAGGAUCUUCUUUUCCUUUCUGGGUUUCUCUAUCUUCCUUUUUUUCGGGGAUUUUUUUAUAUUACAAUGUCUACUGCUGUGGUUUUGUACGACGGAGUCUGAAACGAGCUUCAUGGAGCCUGUCGCUCAUAGGCGAGCUGGGUGGAAUCUCCUGCUCAGGAACAGUAGCUUCCUCAGAUUGAUUACGGAAGUGGGCCUGCGCAGCAUUUGAUCUGGGUGAGUCGCUCAUGCCACGGGUAAAUACUGUGGCGGCUGGUGUAGGAGGGGGUGUUGGUGGAAGCCACUUCUUGUUUUUGCUUGUUUGCCUCGCCGGCGACUUCAGCAACGACAGCGACACAUUCGCCGGCGCCGGCUGUGGCGGCUCCUCGUUCUGGUCCUCCUUUUCACCAGACUUCUGGAAAGUUUAGGUUUGGUUAGAAUUUCACACCACAA
Molecule: messenger RNA, 1260 nt
Organism: Carica papaya (papaya)
Lineage: Eukaryota; Viridiplantae; Streptophyta; Magnoliopsida; Brassicales; Caricaceae
Source: RefSeq, a predicted model, not a curated record